CUUCAACAUCUUCAGCUUCUUCCUCUUUCGUGCCUUUCUUCAUACUCCGCAAUGGCGUCUCAACGGCUGGCGCUGAAUCUUCAGCGUUCCAUGCGAAGCCGACAAGCUCUCAAGUCCAUUCAAUCCCCUCUCAGACGCUAUGCCAAUCCCGUCACGCCGACGAGGACAGAAAGCACAACUCUUUCCAACGGCCUGACUAUUGCGACGGAACAUUCGCCAUGGGCUCAGACUUCGACCGUUGGUGUUUGGAUCGACGCUGGUAGCAGAGCAGAAACAGACAAGACCAAUGGAACGGCUCACUUCCUGGAACAUCUGGCUUUCAAGGGCACAAACAGACGCAGUCAGCACCAGCUAGAGCUCGAAAUUGAAAACAUGGGUGGCCAUCUCAACGCAUACACCUCGCGUGAGAAUACUGUCUACUACGCGAAGUCCUUCAAUUCCGACGUGGGAAAGACUGUUGAUAUCCUCUCCGAUAUUCUCCAGAACUCCAAGCUGGAAUCCUCCGCAGUCGAACGGGAACGAGAUGUGAUUCUAAGAGAGCAAGAGGAGGUUGAUAAGCAGCUGGAAGAGGUGGUUUUUGAUCACUUGCACGCUACCGCAUACAUGCACCAGCCUCUUGGGCGAACAAUUCUUGGACCAAAGGAAAACAUCGAAAGCAUCUCUCGCCAGGACUUGGUCGACUACAUCGGUACCAACUACACCGCGGACCGUAUGGUUCUCGUUGGCGCUGGCGGUGUGCCUCAUGAGGAAUUGGUCAAACUUGCUGAAAAACACUUCUCCGGAUUGAAAUCUGCACCAGCUACAACGUAUGCUGCUGAAAUUGCUGCCGAGCAGAAGCGCAAGCCCAACUUUGUCGGCUCUGAAGUCAGAAUAAGAGACGACACAAUCCCAACGGCACAUAUCGCCAUUGCGGUUGAGGGUGUCAGCUGGAAGGAUGACGACUAUUUUACUGCGCUGGUCACACAAGCUAUUGUUGGCAACUGGGAUCGUGCCAUGGGCAAUUCACCAUAUCUUGGAAGCCGACUCAGCACGUUUGUCAACGCCAACAACCUCGCCAAUAGCUUUAUGAGCUUCUCGACAAGUUACAGCGAUACUGGUCUUUGGGGUAUUUACUUGGUCAGUGAGAACAAGACCAACCUCGACGAUCUUGUUCACUUUACUCUCCGCGAAUGGUCGCGACUGUCAUUCAACGUCAGCGAAGCCGAGACCGAGCGGGCCAAGGCUCAACUGAAGGCCUCUAUCCUGCUUUCCCUUGAUGGUACGACCGCUGUUGCCGAGGAUAUUGGCCGACAAAUCAUCACCACUGGGCGAAGAAUGGAUCCUGCCGAGAUCGAGAGAGUCAUUAGUGGCAUUACCGAGAAGGACGUGAUGCGCUUCGCCCAAAAGAAACUCUGGGAUCAGGACGUUGCUGUUUCUGCCGUUGGAUCAAUUGAAGGUCUCCUCGACUACACGAGAAUACGGAACGAUAUGAGCCGAAAUGCGGCAUAGACGGGGUCCUGCUAAAACGUGCAAGAAGAUGAGGGUUCUGGCAGAGCUGGGGCCAAAGAGGCUAUGUAUUGUACAGUGCAUCAUAAUUCGAAAAGAAUUGCAAUGAAAUACCUGAAAUACCUGAGCAUCCUCGGUUUGACCACUUCAAGCUGUUGGUGGACUGAGCAAGCCUGGAAGCUGUCCGUCUUUGCCAUCUGCCGUGCUUCCUGCU
Messenger RNA from Exophiala xenobiotica, 1699 nucleotides. RefSeq names its product mitochondrial-processing peptidase subunit beta. The transcript is spliced from 5 exons. The record is from RefSeq and is a predicted model, not a curated record. Gene Ontology annotation, cellular component: mitochondrion. Gene Ontology annotation, molecular function: metalloendopeptidase activity; metal ion binding. The coding region runs from base 52 to 1488 and encodes 478 amino acids. NCBI's taxonomy places the organism in Eukaryota, Fungi, Ascomycota, Eurotiomycetes, Chaetothyriales, Herpotrichiellaceae.